UUAGUGACCAUUGGAUAAUUAUCUCGCUGUCAACAAAUAUAUAUUUUCUUCCGGAAGCUUCAAGCAAUACCAAUAUAAAUACGAUCGGCAGACAAGAGCCAUGGCUUCUCUCCUCAACCGAUCAAUUCAAUUGGUACUGUUCUCAGUUCUUUCAAUCGGAUUGUUUUGUAUUGGAGAAAUCAACGCUGAUUGGAAUGUAGAAGCAGUACUGGGAGGAGGAGGAGGUGACCUUAAGAAGAGAGAAUUUGAUUACUUUAAGCUGUCUCUGCAAUGGCCGGGCACUGUCUGUCGCCACACUAAGCAUUGCUGUUCCUCCAAUGGUUGUUGCCGAGGUUCAAAUGCGCCGGUUGAAUUUACAAUCCAUGGACUCUGGCCUGACUACAAUGAUGGUACUUGGCCUUCAUGUUGUUCUGGUCACAGAUUUAAUGUGAAAGAGAUCUGGACAUUGCUCGAUGCCCUGAACAAGUACUGGCCAUCCUUCAGUUGUAGUUCUGUAUCAGACUGCCAUGGUAGAAAAGGAUUAUUCUGGGGACAUGAGUGGGAAAAACAUGGAACUUGUUCCUCUUCAGUGACUUACGAUGAAUAUAACUAUUUCUUGACGACCCUUAAUCUCUAUUUCAAAUAUAAUGUUACGGAAGUUCUGCGAGAAGAAGGAUAUGUAGCAUCAAAUACUGAAAAGUAUCCUGUAGGAGGCAUUAUUUCCGCCAUCCAGAAUGCUUUCCAUGCAACUCCAGAAAUUCAAUGCAAAGGGGAUGCUGUGGAGGAACUUCGGUUAUGCUUCUACAAGGAUUUCGAGCCUCGAGACUGUGCUGAUGAUUCCAACCGCCAAAGUGACAUGGUUUACUCGAAAGCCUCUUGUCCCAGACAUGUCAGCUUGCCAGCCUAUGUGUCAUCAAGGCUUGAGAACAGUGGAACUGAAGUUUCAUCCCCUACUCUGAAGUCAUCUAUUUAAGGACAGUGCUGAUAACAGACCCAAGGUAUCAAUGUUCCACUCAUGGCUCGUAGAUGCCAAAUGGAUGCUCAAAAUUAUUAGUUGUAUCCUACCUAGAAUCAAUUAUUGUGUGCUGAGCACCUGCAAUUACAUUUGUGUUGUAAGCUAUUUAUAAAUAAAUUAAUUUUUACAGAUAUUUGUAUACAAUAUGUAACUGAUACACUUGAUAGCAUCA
This is a messenger RNA of Olea europaea var. sylvestris, 1166 nucleotides long. Its product is annotated as ribonuclease 2. Lineage: Eukaryota; Viridiplantae; Streptophyta; Magnoliopsida; Lamiales; Oleaceae. Gene Ontology annotation, biological process: RNA catabolic process. Gene Ontology annotation, cellular component: extracellular region. Bases 101 to 952 code for a protein of 283 amino acids. Gene Ontology annotation, molecular function: RNA binding; ribonuclease T2 activity. The record is from RefSeq and is a predicted model, not a curated record. The transcript is spliced from 9 exons.